AUGGAAGAAGACGUGGCCAACGGCUCCUGUGAGCAGACUCCGACAAAUUCCACGUACGGCACGCCGGUCCGUGUGGCGUCUCCAGAAGUUCAAGAAUCGGAAAAUGUGGAAAAUUCGAAUUCGACUACUGUAGAAAAUUCGCUCUACUCGAAAUGCAAUACAUUAGUUCAGGAGAAGGAAAUGGAGAGACUUGAAACCCAAAAUGCUGAAUAUCGAGAGAAGUUGUUGCGAACGAUGAGGGAGAGGGAUUUGAAUGAAGAACUGCUGAAAAAUGUCCAAAACCAGCACAAAAAAGAGCUGGAAAUGCAGAGUCGACGGAUUCGAGAGCUCGAAAUUCAGAUGAAAUCGAAUAUGGACAAAUCGGUGGCCCAAGAAAUGCAUUUAAAUGUGACGACGAAAGAAAUGUCCCAAAAAUAUAGCAAAGAAUUGCAGCAAGCAACAAAGAAAGCUGAGCAAUGUGAUAAGGAAAAAAACGAAGCAGUGGUGAAGUACGCAAUGAGGGAAGGAGAAAUGAUGAAAUUACGGGAUGAGCUGAAAAUCAAGGAUUCUCAUUUGAAGGCGUUGAAAGAUGAGCUAGAAACAACGAAAAAAGCUCAAAGUCAGGAGAAUCUGAGCAAUUUGGAGAAAACUGUGCAGAAUUUGAAUGUGGAAAUUGAAAAAGUCAAACAUGAAAAGUUUGAUUUCGAGAAUCGCAUGAAAAUUGCAGAGAAACGGGUUGAGACGCUAUCUAAUAGCCUAACCGAAUCCAAACAACAAUGUGAUGUUCUCAGAAAGCAAUUGAUCAAUGCAAAAGAUGAUAAGCACAUAAUACAGCAGUAUGAAACUAAACUGCAAACCAGUACGGCGGAUUUGGAGAGACGACUUCAAGAGUCAGAUUCGAAUUUGGAGCGGUUGAAAACGUCGCAAUUGGAUUUGGCCAAUAAAUUUGAAGAAGCUUCUAGAGAAAAUACAGAUUUAUUGUCGAAAAUCGAUAUUUUGCAGGACACUCUAAGCCUAGAAGAAGACCGAAGAAAGUUAUGUGAAGAACAAAUUGAGAGGCUAAAAGGAGUUGAAAGUUUUGUGGAAAGUUCCAGCCAGCAGAUAGAAGAAACGCAGAAAGAGAAGAUAACUGCUGAGGAAGAUAAGGAACAAGCAGAAUUGGAAGCAGCUGAAAUGAGAGAACAAGUGGAGAAAAUGCUGAAAUUGACACAAGAAUUGACUGAAAGGAAUAUGGAAUUGCAGAGAAAACUUCGAGAUCGAGAGGAAAUUACAAAAUCUCUACACAACGAUAUCGAAAAAUUGACGUCGGAACUCGCAGAAAGCUACGAAACCUGCAAAUCAUUGGAGCAGAAAAAUCAAAAACUUCUAGAAGAAUUGGAAAAUCUGAAAUCAGAAGUUUCAUCAAAACCAGUGACAUUUGAGACACUUGAAGACAAAUUUUAUCAGGAAAAAUAUGAAGAAUGUUCCAGAAAAUUGGAAGAAAUGGAGUCAAAACUGGCCGAGGAGCGGAACAAUUUUUCCGCGUACAAAAAGAAGACGAAUGCAACGCUGAAAGAUUUGAAAUCUGAAAUUUCUGGCAACAAAAAAUCGAAUGGAAGUGGAGGAGAACAUGCCGGAUUAGGAGUACCAGCGUCUUCAGAUCCAUCUAUGUCUUCUAGAUCUCGGAAUAGUUCCAUAACGAGUAUUGAUCGGGUUACGAGCACAUCGGAGACAAAUUCCACAGCUGGCGAUGAGCAGAAAAAGCAGGAAGAUCAAAAAAAUGUGCAACAAAUCAUGAUUGACAAAAUUGUGGUUCUGCAGCGAAAGCUGGCGAGAAGAACUGAAAAAUGUGAAUUUUUAGAGGAACACGUCCGACAGUGUCUGGAAGAGCUGCAGAAGAAAACAAAAAUCAUCCAACACUACGCUCUCCGAGAAGAAGCAUCGCUUCUGAUGCCUUCUGAAGAAUCCAUGGAAAGGGUUCCCAUAUUCCGAAAAAGUAGCGCUUACGCUCUGAUGGGUGCCAUGUUCACCACUUCCGGCAGUGAAAAGAAGCAGUCUCAAAUUCUAACGGAAGUCAAUUCACGUCUGCAGGCCGUUCUAGAAGACGUCAUACAACGCAAUAUUUGUAUGAGGGUUAAAGCCAUCCGUAUCUCUGCUGAAGGCCUCGCCACCACCAAAUGGCUUCUCUCGGAGUCCUCAAAGUCCUCUCAUGGGCGGUCCCGAGAAGUAUCGUACUCCGCCAAAGUGACAUAUUUGGAUGAGGAUCAAAUGGUGUGGAAACCAUCAGAGGGACACUCAAAAUCUUCGGUUUUUCCUGGAAUCCAUGUAUACCCGUUCAAAUUUCAAAUCCCCAUCGGCGUUCCGCCGAGUUUCGAGGGCGACCAUGGAAACAUACGGUACCAUUUGAAGGCUACUGUAGAGAGACCAUGGAAAACGAAUCGAUCGAUAACGAGAUAUCUCACGAUUCUUCCGCCGAAAGAUUUGAAUAAAGAAGUGACGGCUGGAGAGGAAACGAGCAGUUGGAAGACGAAAAAUGUCGGAUUCUUCCUUUUUCGAUACGGAAAAGUGCAUUUGGAGCUUCGAAUCCCCAAAAAAGGAUAUGUGCCCGGAGAGACGAUUUGGAUAGAGACCAACAUUGAUAAUGCAUCAUCUAGACCGAUUUUGAAGGCCGAAUGCUAUCUGAUCCAACAAUGCCGCUUCCUUGCCUACCGAUACGGUAUCGCGGGACCAACAGAUGGUCGGAGAGCGUCUUCCUUGUCCGAAAAUGACAGAUAUUUGUCAAGAAAGCGGGAUGAAAUUAAAAUAGUGUCCGUGAUUCAUGAAAUGCACAUUGAGCCAAGAACAGAGCACAAAUCCAAAAUGAAGCUUAAAAUUCCAUGUACAUGUCCCACAUUUGACAGUACUCUCAUCCACGUGGAAUACUUUGUAGUCGUCAAACUACAUGUAAAAUGUCGUCUGAGGAAUACGGUAAAGGCGGAAUGUCCAAUUAUCAUUGGAUCGAAACCACUUAAGGAUGAGCAAUUGACGCCAAGGACGCCCACUUAUCAAGAAGUUGCCACGUUUUCAGCAUUGACUCAUAGGAGUAUGUUGUCGGUGGAUGAGCCGUUCUUCUUCCAGAAACUAACACCAAAAUACGUCUACUACCCAAAAUAUGGGCGGAGUCGAGACGAAGAGGAUGAGCCGCCAAGUUUGUCGGAUUUACAACUUCCUCCAAUCGAUUCUUUGUCUGAUGAUGAUUGA
Molecule: messenger RNA, 3198 nt
Organism: Caenorhabditis briggsae
Lineage: Eukaryota; Metazoa; Nematoda; Chromadorea; Rhabditida; Rhabditidae
Gene: Cbr-cccp-1
Product: Protein CBR-CCCP-1
Exons: 17
Coding region: 1-3198 (1065 amino acids)
Biological process (GO): vesicle cytoskeletal trafficking
Cellular component (GO): trans-Golgi network
Molecular function (GO): small GTPase binding
Source: RefSeq, a predicted model, not a curated record